This is a messenger RNA of Fusarium venenatum, 1815 nucleotides long. RefSeq names its product arginine biosynthesis protein ArgJ. NCBI's taxonomy places the organism in Eukaryota, Fungi, Ascomycota, Sordariomycetes, Hypocreales, Nectriaceae. Gene Ontology annotation, cellular component: mitochondrial matrix. Gene Ontology annotation, biological process: L-ornithine biosynthetic process; L-arginine biosynthetic process. The record is from RefSeq and is a predicted model, not a curated record. Gene Ontology annotation, molecular function: L-glutamate N-acetyltransferase activity, acting on acetyl-L-ornithine as donor; L-glutamate N-acetyltransferase activity, acting on acetyl-CoA as donor.
AUGAUGAAGAAAUUCACCCGCGCCUACUCUUCGGCGGCAACCACUUUGGGUUCAAACCCUAUCCCUCCCUCAAAGAUCCAGUAUAUUCCCACUUCUGGCAAAUACCCCAAGGGCUUCAUCGCCUCGGGCGUCUUGGCCGGCGUCAAACCUGGAAACACCAGCAAGCCCGACAUCGCCAUCGUCACAUCUGAUCGACCAUGCGCUGCUGCCGGAGUCUUCACAAAGAACAAGUUCCAGGCUGCUCCUGUGACGUACAGUAGGAAAUUGUUGCAGCAGAAGAAGAAUGCUGGUCUGCGAAGCGUCGUCGUCAAUUCGGGUAACGCAAAUGCUGUUACCGGCACCGGAGGUCUUGAAGAUGCUACCAGCAUGGCUCGCACUACCGACCAGAGGGUUGGCGAUGAGGAUUCUACUAUUGUGAUGAGUACUGGAGUUAUUGGCCAGAGGCUCCCAAUUCAGAAGAUUCUUGACAAGAUUCCCACGGCUGUUAGCAAGGCUGGUAGCUCUCACACCCACUGGCUUGAAUGCGCAAAGGCGAUCUGCACAACAGACACCUUCCCCAAGCUCAUGUCUCGAAGCUUUGAGCUUCCUUCUUCGCCAGGCGUCGAGUACCGCAUUGCUGGUAUGACCAAGGGUGCGGGCAUGAUUGCUCCCAACAUGGCGACUCUUCUCACCAUCCUGGCUACUGAUGCUCCUAUUUCCCCUGCUGUCAUGCCUAAUGUCCUUCGACAUGCAGUGGACCGAUCAUUUAACUCCAUCACCAUUGAUGGUGAUACUUCUACCAACGACACCGUCGCUCUCCUCGCCAACGGUGCAGCUGGUGGCAAGGAGGUUACUUCUGAGCAGUCUCCCGACUACGAAGCCUUCCAGAAGCUCUUGACGGAGUUCUCUGUCGACCUGGCCAAGUAUGUUGUCCGAGAUGGCGAGGGUGCCACCAAGUUUGUGACCAUCCGCGUCGUCGAUAGUGCAUCCGAGGAGGCAGCUCGCCAGAUUGGCCGAACUAUCGCUACGUCACCCCUCGUCAAGACCGCCCUCUACGGCAAGGAUGCCAACUGGGGCCGAGUUCUCUGCGCUACCGGUUACGCUCUUAUCUCUGCCCCAGGACAGCCAGUGAACGACGUUCCUGAGAUUACUCCCGAGCGAACCAACGUCUCUUUCAUUCCUACUGACGGCUCAGCUGAGUUGAAGCUGCUGGUUAAUGGUGAGCCUGAGCAGGUUGAUGAGACGCGAGCGGCUGAGAUCCUUGCCAUGGAGGAUCUUGAGAUCGUUGUCAGGCUCGGAACGGGUGAUAAGUCUGCUGUGCAUUAUACUUGUGAUUUCAGCCAUGACUAUCCCGUCUACCUACGAUUCAAAUUUACCAAAGCAAACACUUAUCCGGAACUCCUAACCUAUACUUUUGCUUUAGGCACUCAGAGUACCCUUGGUGCUGGGCACCUCACCCUCCUUUCCAGGUAUUCUUGUGGUGGCAGCCUUGACAGCGAUAGCAAGAGCCUUAAAAGCACUCUCAGCACGGUGGUGGUCGUUGUCACCGUGGAGGCAGUGAACGUGCAGUGUGACACGAGCACCCUGAGCAAAGCUUUGCAGACAGUGAGGAACCAUCUCAGUGCUGAGCUGGCCGAGCCACUCUCGCUUCAGACCAAGGUCAACAACGGCGUAGGGACGGUUGGAGAGAUCGAUGACGGCGCGAGAGAGGGCCUCGUCGAGAGGGGCGUAGGCAUAGCCGAAACGAGCGAGACCGGCGGGUGUACCGAGGGCCUGGGCAAAGGCGUAACCAAGCGCGAUGCAUACAUCUUCAGCAGUGUGGUGGUCGUCAACUAA